Fusarium pseudograminearum CS3096 is the source of this 1566-nucleotide messenger RNA. RefSeq lists its product as uncharacterized. NCBI's taxonomy places the organism in Eukaryota, Fungi, Ascomycota, Sordariomycetes, Hypocreales, Nectriaceae. Gene Ontology annotation, cellular component: membrane. Bases 1 to 1566 code for a protein of 521 amino acids. The transcript is spliced from 3 exons. Gene Ontology annotation, molecular function: carbohydrate:proton symporter activity. Gene Ontology annotation, biological process: transmembrane transport; carbohydrate transport. The record is from RefSeq and is a predicted model, not a curated record.
AUGAGCGCUAGCGAAGCUCAAGUCAAGAAAGAGAACACCGUCGCUGACACACUGGCGUCGGUAUUGCCUUCUGAUGGCAAGCCUUGGUAUAAACAGAGGCACCUAUUGAAGCUCAACUUUGUUAUACUUUCCCUGGUCUUGUUUUCAUCCGCCAACGGAUACGAUGGUUCUUUGAUGAACGGUCUUCAAGCUCUCCCCAACUGGAACGAUUUCAUGGAUCACCCAAAGGAUGCCUGGCUCGGCUUCAUUAACGCCAUUUACUGGUUUAUGAACGGUAUUUCUUUCUUUGUCGCCGCCUGGAGUGCCAACAAGUACGGUCGCAAGCCAGGUCUUUAUAUUGGCUAUUUAUUUCUUAUCGCCGGAACCAUUCUACAAACAGCAGCGCACAAUCCGGCAGCUUUCAUCGCCGCCCGAGGUCUUCUCGGAUGCUCUGCAGGAUGGUACACCAGCAGCGCGCCCCUACUACUCAAUGAGAUCGCCUAUCCCACUCAUCGAGCCAUUGCGUCAGCCUGUUUCCAGUGUGGCUUUUAUCUCGGCAGUAUAAUCUCCGCAUGGGUGACAUUUGGAACCAGAAACUAUACAAGCUCCUGGGACUGGCGCCUUCCAUCUCUCAUGCAGAUCCUACUCCCUGCCUUGGCUUUUCCCGGAUUCUUUAUGGCACCUGAGUCUCCUCGAUGGCUUGCGUCGGUAGACCGCAAUGAGGAAGCGUCUAAUGUUAUUGCGAAGCAUCACGCAGAUGGAGAUGCCAACUCGCCUCUAGUUCAGUAUGAGACCGAGGAGAUUAUAAACACUAUCAAGGCCGAGCGGGAGGCACAUACCAGCGCCAGCUAUGCAGACAUGCUCAAGACCAAGGGCAACAGAUGGAGACUGCUUAUCUCAAUUACACUGGGACUAUUCAGUCAGUGGAGUGGUAACGGCGUCGUCUCGUACUAUCUUGCUCUUGUCCUUCAAACUGUCGGUAUCACCAGCGUUACUCACCAGACGCUCAUCUCUGCAUGCCUGCAAGUUUGGAACCUGAUCUGGGCCGUCGCAGCGGCAGCAAUGGUUGAGAAGCUUGGGCGACGACCUUUAUUCCUGACAUCUGGUAUAACUAUGUUGGUGAGUUACAUUGCCAUUACCGGAUUAUCUGGCUCUUUUGCAAGUACCGGAAACUCUGCUGUAGGCAUUGCCGUUAUCCCUCUCCUUUUCGUUUUUUUCGCGGGGUACGAUAUUGCACUAACACCCCUGAUUAUUGCCUAUCCCAUCGAGAUCUGGCAGUUCCAGCUCCGGUCCCGUGGUUUUAGUGUUUUGUGGACCUCAGGCAUCGUCGCCGGUAUCUUCAACAUGUUUGUAAACCCAAUCGCGCUUGGAAGCAUCGGUUGGAAGUACUACUUUACCUACAUCGUUUUCCUCGCUGCCUUUGUGAUAAUUGCCUACUUCUGCUACCCCGAGACCAAGGGCCGUACCCUUGAGCAGAUGGCAUACAUCUUUGAUGGAGAAGAUGCUGAUACGAACGUCCUGGAAGGCAAGACAGUGGAAGGCAAGACCAAGGUUUUAUCGAUUGAGCUGGAGCACAAGAGUGGAUGA